Protopolystoma xenopodis is the source of this 390-nucleotide messenger RNA. The record is from the annotation of a GenBank genome assembly. Lineage: Eukaryota; Metazoa; Platyhelminthes; Monogenea; Polystomatidea; Polystomatidae.
AUGGAGGAAGACUCUAAACUGUUUUCACAGCGUUUAGAGGCAUUUAAUUUAAACAUGGAGCUAGAACGACAGAAAGAAGAAACUGUUUUGCAAGAAGUUACCAGCAAGUACAAAGAACUAGAAGCCGAAGUUAAGAAAAAGCGGCAGACCUUGGACAUUUCUGUGACCAAUUUGACCGAAUUAUCUCAAAAGAACUAUGAACUCGAUUCAUACCUUGAUCAGGUUUCUCUUGAGCUUGAGACUUUUAAUAUUAAUUUUCAAAGAUUUGUGGAUGCCCAUAGUAAUCAUAAAAACGGUAUUGAAAAUCUAUGCAAAACGAUAAAAGAAGAAAUUUUAUCAGCCUUCCACGCUUCCCUUGAUCUGGCCAAAGAAGCUGGUGUUGAUUUGUGA